Messenger RNA from Cyprinus carpio (common carp), 4140 nucleotides. RefSeq names its product cyclin-F-like. The transcript has 18 exons. Lineage: Eukaryota; Metazoa; Chordata; Actinopteri; Cypriniformes; Cyprinidae. Gene Ontology annotation, biological process: mitotic cell cycle phase transition; regulation of cyclin-dependent protein serine/threonine kinase activity. The record is from RefSeq and is a predicted model, not a curated record. Gene Ontology annotation, cellular component: nucleus; cyclin-dependent protein kinase holoenzyme complex; centrosome. Gene Ontology annotation, molecular function: cyclin-dependent protein serine/threonine kinase regulator activity; protein binding.
GGCGGGGCUUAGUAGAAGUUGCGUGUUCGAGUCAGAGGAGAGUUGUGUUUUAAACUGUACAACACUAUUUAAUUAACAGUACUUCAGUAGCUUAAUCAGUAAAACUGGUUUAUUCGUUUUAACUUCCAGUAAACAAGGGUUUAAGUAUUCAUUUCAUUUCACUGUGAAGCAUUAUUGUUGAAAGCUGACUUCUCAAAUCCUUCCUUGAAAUGAAAGCGGGCGCGCUCCACUGUCGAUGUGCCAAAUGUUUCUCUCUGCCUGUCCGGAAGCGGGUGCGAAAGCGUGCGUCUGCCGUCACGCUGCUGUCCCUUCCUGAAGAGCUGCUCCUGUGUGUCCUCCAGUGCCUCUCCGCUGAGGAUCUCCUCGCCGUCAGAGCUGUUCAUUCUCAUCUUCGUGACAUUAUCGAUAGUAACUCGAGCGUCUGGGCUAGAGUGAGUUUCAAAGACCGCUGGCCGGCCCCGGAUACCGUUUGGCUCUUUGAGAGGGCUGCGGAGAAAGGGAACUUUGAAGCUGCUGCGAAACUAGGAAUUGCGUAUUUGUACAAUGAAGGACCUUCGCUCAGUGAGGAGGGACGUGCUGACCUGUGCGGCCGCAUGGCAUCCCGGUACUUCAGCCUGGCCGAGAGCCUCCGGUCCCCGCUGGCCGACCCCUUCAUCUGGCUGUUCAUCCGGCCGCCAUGGUCCACGUCUGGCGGCUGCUGUAAGGCUGUGGUGUACGACCGACUCGAAGCCGAGUGUGAGACCAACCUGGGUCGGAGAGGGACGUUACUGUACUGUCUGGCUAGAGUCCUUCAGCUGUUUGAUGAUGAGGAGAAGCGUGACGAGGCCAGGGCCAUGCUGAAGGAGUCUGCGUGUUGCGGGAGCGUGCAGAGCUCGUAUCUGCUGUGGGAGAUGAACCGCGGGACGUCGACGGCUGACCCCGGCAGGUAUCUGCAGAGCAUUCGCACGCUCAGGGACUACGCUGCCAAAGGAUGCUGGGAAGCUCAGCUGGCAUUCGCGAAGUCAUGUGGCACCGCAAACCCUCUGGGUCUGGAGCCGCGGGCCUGUGCUGAACUCGUGGCCCAGUUCUUCCACUCCGGACCGUCACCCCUGAGAUACCCACAGAACCUGCAGGGACAGGACAUCACCACUAAGAGGUAUAUCUUGUUGGGGUGGCUGGUGGAGGUGACCACCAUGAAAGACUUCUCCAGUCAGGUGCUGCACGUGACCAUCGGCUGUGUGGACCGCUAUCUGAGCCGGCGCUCAGUGCCUAAGGCGCAGCUGCAGCUCCUGGGCAUCGCCUGCAUGGUGAUCAGCACGCGAUACAUCAGCAGAGAGAUCCUGACCAUCCGCGAGGCCGUGUGGCUCACAGACAACACCUAUCAGUAUGAGGACCUGGUGCGCAUGAUGGGGGAGGUCAUCUCCGUGCUGGACGGGAAGAUACGGACUCCCACAGUGUUGGAUUAUGGCGAGGUGCUGCAGUCGCUGCUGCCCAUGGAGCGCCGCAGCUCUCAUCUCUUCAGCUACAUCUGUGAACUCUCUCUGCUCUGCUCGCCCCUACUGGCCCCUGAGCCGAUUAAGGUAUAGGGUAUCGCAUGUCUCUUGGAUCUGAGACAAGAACUGGACUGUGUAAUUCCUGUGUGGCCCGUCCAGCUGGAGGAAAACACGGGUUUGUCCAAGCAUGACCUGGUCUCCUGCGCUUUAUCGCUCUACGUCAAGUGUUUCGGUCAAGAUGUGCCCAAAGACUACAGACACGUGUCUCUGACCGGAGUCAAGCAGAGGUUUGAGGAUGACGCGUAUCAUCAGAUUAGCAGAGACGCGGUGAUGGGCUUUAAGGAGCUCUGUCAGGUGCUGGAUCAGAUUAGCAGAGACGAGCCGCACCCAGAGGGGGAGCCGCAGGUGGAGGCGCCCAGCGCUAGCAGUCAGCUAACAGAGAUGCACGCCUUCCUGAGGCGAGAGGACAGCAUGCAGGCGCAAGGUUGCUGGUUACUGGCAAAGCCGAAAUGUGAACUGUGGAGGAGACACUGCUGGGAGACAUCCUGGACUGGAGCCUGGACACUUCCUGCUCCGGCUACGAGGGCGACCGGGAGAGUGAGGGCGAGAAGGACGGAGAAAUCAUUGUCUAUUGUGGAGGUGCAGAUGGAGCCUGUGGUCGAGUGCGCUGACAGACAGACGCAUUGUUGCGUGCUCUCCAGUGAUGACGACAGUCUUUGUGAAGAGCACACUGAGGAGGCGGCGACGGGAGGGAGCGCCAGACCCUGGAAACACCACCUCUCCUCCUCCUCCUCGAGCUCCUCGAGCACAGACCGCCGCAGCUCGGGCUACUCGUCCAUCCAAAGCGUUCCCAGUCCGUCUGUCUCUUCCUCUCUGGCCUCUCCCCAAAACCCCGCUGGUUUCCUUCUCCUGCUGCCACCUGCGCAAAGCACUCGCCGACAGGUGAAGAGGAAAAACACGGCGGCGCACAGCGGAGGAGAGGCGGAGCGCGACAAGGACGCUGCCAACGUGGCCUUUCUUAGCCUCUGAUUGAUUGACAGGAAGCUGUCGUCCCUUAACGCAUCACUUCCUGGCAAUCCACCAGGAGCACUUUGGUUCACGGGGUGCUGAUGAUCUUUAUCUCAGAGCAGCGAGAGUGCGAUAAAGUGGCUGAAAUGUCAAUUUCUGAGCUUUAAAUGCGAUUUGAAAAACAAAAGUCAUGUUUUUCCUCCCAUAAUGCAUUUCACUUCGGCUCCCGAUGGCGGGAGCGCCUUCGCCUGACUGUUUCUGUUGACAAGCAACGGAAAUAAAAAUGUGCCUAAAAUGUGUUCAAAUCACUGGAACUGUCGCUUUUUUUGAAGUCUUGUGUACGUUGUGUUACAUCUUCGUAUUUAAAAUUCCAGACUGUUUACAGAAAAGGACUUAUAGUUUAUCAAAUAUGUUUUUUACGAAGUUACAUGCAGCUAUGGAGAAAACCCACUCAGUCCAUGAAGUUUCAUGCUGAUAAAUGCACUGUCCGAACAAAACUGGUUUGUUUACGCAGAUGUUUCUCGUCAUGUUUAUUGAUUAUUUAUCUGGAACUGGACCGAUCGACUCCAGUGUUUUUGUAUUUGCGCAUUGCUUUGUGUUCGCCACAAAUCUUCUGCCAAAGUUCUCGCAUUAACAAUUUUUAUACUGUUUGUCUGCUUGAUGCCACUGAUGUUUUGACCUGUGAAACCUAUGGAAGCUUGUUUCCGACACUGAAUUAAGAAACUGCAACUAUAUCUCGCAAUUCUGAGCAAUAUAUCUAUAUCUCGCAAUUUUUUUUUUUCUUUCAGAGUUGCAUGAUAUAAACGUUGCGACAAACUCGCAAUUGUAAGAAAAUGUCAGAAUUUUGAGCAAUUUUUUUUUUUUAUAACUCGGAAUUGCAAGUUUAUAUUAAGAAGUCGAAAUUGCGUAAUGUAAACUCGCAAUUGUGAGGAAAAAAAUGCUGAAUUGUGAAGUUUAUAUCGUAAUUCUGAUUUUAUAACUGACAAUUGCGUAUUUAAUAAAACUGACAAUUUUAAAUUCACAAUUGCACAAUAAAGUCAGAAUUGCUAGAUAUAAAUUCGCAAUUGUAAGAAAAAAACGUUUAAAGUGUGAGAGAAAUUCAUGUUUGCGAGGAAAAAAAGAAAAAAGUCAGAAUUCCGAGUUUAUAUCUCGCAAUUCUGACUUUUUAACUCGCAAUUGCGUAUUUACUGUAUUUUUACAUUUUUGAGAAAAAAGUCAGAAUUGUGGGAUAAAAAGUUAAAAAUUUUUAUCUCGUGGCGGAAAUGAGCUUCCAUAGAAACCUAGUAAUUCAUAAAUCUGUAUGAAUUUUUCACGUAUUUUUACGACAGAUCCAAUGCAACAACCACUGAAUGUGAUCGUUUGACAUGCUUUUUCGUAAUGACCUCGAGAGAUACCGAGCACUUUUUAUGACCCAAUGCUGGAAAGCAAUAUGAUGCUUCUUAACAAGUCUCAAUGUUUUAUCUUUAUACAUGCUUGAACAAUCAACCAUACCUAUAUGUUUGUGAGUGUUCGACCGAGUUCAUCUGUUUGAGGUUAUGACACUAAAAGCAUUAAGUUAUUAUUUUCGUGCAGGUCUUGUUGGUACUGUAUGUCGAACAUCACUAAGGAUUGCAACUGUAAAUAAUUCUUGUUUGUAAGUGUAAAUAUAUAAAUGUAUGAA